Messenger RNA from Plectropomus leopardus (leopard coralgrouper), 936 nucleotides. Its product is annotated as olfactory receptor 52B2-like. Gene Ontology annotation, cellular component: membrane. Gene Ontology annotation, molecular function: olfactory receptor activity; G protein-coupled receptor activity; odorant binding. The record is from RefSeq and is a predicted model, not a curated record. Gene Ontology annotation, biological process: detection of chemical stimulus involved in sensory perception of smell; G protein-coupled receptor signaling pathway. Lineage: Eukaryota; Metazoa; Chordata; Actinopteri; Perciformes; Serranidae.
AUGGACGACCUGUACAACACAUCAUCUGUUUUAAUGCUAAAUCGCUUUAAUCUCUCCUCUGAGAAUGCCUUUCCUGCUUUUCUUUUUGCAACUCUCAGCUACAUGAUCAUACUUUUCUGCAACCUUAUUCUAAUCCUCACCAUUGUGCUGAACAAAUCUCUGCAUCAGCCCAUGUAUCUAAUACUGCUGAACCUUCCUAUCAACGACCUCAUAGGCUCCACGGCGUUCUUCUCGCAGGCCAUUAAAGACCUACUGACAAACAGCAAGACAAUCCAAUAUUCAGCUUGUGUUGCCCAAGCUUUCUUUAUCCACAUCUACGCAGCAGGUACAGUGUUUAUUCUCUCUGCUAUGGCGUAUGAUAGAUACAUCGCCAUAUGUUUCCCUUUGAAAUACAACACAGUUAUGACUUAUGCUCACAUUAUGAGAAUAAUCACACUAGUGUGGAUGAGUAGUUUAGUUAUAAUAGGGGUACUUUUUUUCCUGCUUUUGCGUUUACCCCGCUGUCGAUCUGAAUUGACACACCCCUACUGUGACAAUCCGUCUUUGCUGACUCUGGUCUGUGGCAACACAACCAUAAAUAACAUCUACGGGCUUUUUAUAGUUGCUCUUUCACAAGUGAUAGCUAACGGGAUGAUUUUGUACACAUAUCUCCAAAUCCUUGUCGCAUGCUUCAGAUCCAAACGGUCUGACACAAAAGCCAAAGCUCUGCAGACGUGUGCUACGCAUUUAAUUGUUUUUCUCUUAUUGGAGUGUCUGGGUCUUUUUACCAUCAUCUCUUACAGAAUAAAGAAUAUUUCAUCACAUUUAAGGAGGUUCAUGGGGCUGUCAACUUUAAUUUUCCCCCCAACAUUGAAUCCAAUCAUCUAUGGACUGAAAACUAAAGAAAUUCGAGAAAAAGUCCUGUCCUUUUUUAGGAGUAAAAUCCUACCAUCUUGA